This is a messenger RNA of Bombina bombina (fire-bellied toad), 2851 nucleotides long. Its product is annotated as dnaJ homolog subfamily C member 14-like. The transcript has a single exon. Gene Ontology annotation, molecular function: dopamine receptor binding. NCBI's taxonomy places the organism in Eukaryota, Metazoa, Chordata, Amphibia, Anura, Bombinatoridae. The record is from RefSeq and is a predicted model, not a curated record. Bases 512 to 2023 code for a protein of 503 amino acids.
CCCUGCUUGGCAUCAGCAGGGAGAGGCCUGGGGUUGUGAGUCUUGUGAUGACCCGUGGGGUAUAGAGGGGAGCGCUGACCGCUCUCCUUCUGGAGUCAUUGCGCUGGGAUAAAGAAUCUACAAUGAAUGCAGUAACAUAAAGCCUGGCUCGCACCCCUAUGAGGGAUUUAAACAUGGAGAAGCACUCACAAGGAAAUGCAGCAAACACAAUAAAAACCGCUUCUAGUCAUAGUGGCGAUGUGGACACAUGGAAAACAUUUCUUUAUGCCAGGGAACAGUUGCAGGGAACAGUAGAGAACAAAAUGGAACAGGAAACCCCAAUAUGACAUCAGGGAGAUGUGCAAACAAACAAUUUAAUGUGCAGAAUUGGUUACAAGACUUAAAUUCUGGUGAGUUUGAUCUAUCUCAGGACUACUUUGAAAAAGCAGAUCUAUGGACUAAAGAAUUUAUUUCUAGAGAGGUGUCUGAAGAAGAUUUAGCAGGUGGAUUAAGUGAGAAGGUAAACUGACAAAUGCAAGAAAACACGGGAUCUGUUGGUUGUGAAUCACCACUACUUGUGCAAUCUGACUGUGGAUGUGCCAUGGAAAACUUAGAUCCACCUGGUGCCACAUACUCUGAAAUUGGAGAUCGUACCUGUAGCCGAGGGUGUCACCAUUUCUCUUCAUACCAGCAGAGGCCAUUGGAUGGGGAGGGAGAAUAUUUAGGCUCUGAUAGACCAUUUGAAACAGAGGAUGAUUCUUUGAAAGUAACUAGUGGAAGAAAGGGAGGUAGUAGGGGGAAAAAUCGUAUAAGUACAAAGGAGGAGAUCAGAAGGGAUGGCCGCAGUCCUCAUUCUGUUGGUGGAAAGCACAAAACUGGACGUAAAAAGGGCCAGGGUGAAGAUAGACAACCGCUGAAAACCAUGCUUCCACAGUUCUUGGUCCAUGCUUCUACAUUUUUUGUCAACUUUCUUAUAGGUCUUGUGCAUUGGAUUGGUGAGAAUGUUGAAACAUUGGGCACACUUUUGUACAUCAAGGUGUGGCUCCCAGCUCAUGAUCUAGGCCAUUUAAAAAUACAAAUGCAGUCUUUUGGUCAAUGGACACAACAUUUUGCUAAAAAAUCCUGGAUAUUGACUUGUUCUUUUGGACUGUGGCUUCUCCGUAUGCUAAAAAUGUUGCGUGCCGUACUCUUCCUGAUUUUUAUGCUUGCAGUGGGCUGUGCUCAGCUUUGUUGGCAGUACAUAAAGAGAGCAUUGAGCAGAGUGGGAGGGGACAGUAAAUGGGGAACACAGAUCAUGUUGACACUGCAGAGGAUAUGGGUGAUGGCAACAAAAAACAGGACUUGUAGUAUUCUUUUAAAUCAACUUAAGAAAUGGACAGCAAAAAUAAGGACAGAUAAAGGGAGAUCUUGGACAUCAGCAGGGUCUACAAGUACAAGAUCUAACAGAUAUCAGCCAGGGGAGGAAGUGGAGCGUCUGCUGACUAUGGCUGAUAUACCAGAAGAAGAGUUAAAUCCAUUUCAGGUGUUGGGUGUAGAAAUGAAUGCUUCUGAGGCAGAACUCAAAAAGGCAUAUCGACAGCUGGCUGUGCUUGUUCAUCCAGACAAGAAUAAUCACCCCCGAGCAGAAGAAGCCUUUAAGGUUUUGAGAGCUGCAUGGGAUACAGUGAGCAAUCCAGAAAAGCGCAAAGAGUAUGAAAUGAAGCGGAUGUCAGAAACCGAGCUGGCAAAGUCUGUGAAUGAGUUCCUUACAAAGCUGCAGGAUGACCUGAAGGAGGCCAUGAACAGCAUGAUGUGUAGCAAAUGUCAGGGGAAACACAGGAGGUUUGAAAUGGACAGGGACCCUGCAAAUGCCCGUUACUGUGCUGAAUGUGGAAAGAUGCAUCCAGCAGAAGAGGGUGACUUCUGGGCUGAGUCCAGCAUGCUUGGGUUUAAAAUCACUUACUUUGCAAUGAUGCAAGGCAAAGUGUUUGACAUUACAGAAUGGGCUGGAUGCCAGCAAGUGAGGAUCUCUCCGGAUACUCAUCGUGUUCCUUAUCACAUCUAAUUUGGUUCCAGAAAUACCACAAACCCAGGACGACAAAGGGCUCCCCCAGAAAGCAGUCCAACAUCUGUUGCUGAUCUGCAAAAUCUCUUGAACAGAAUAUUCCAAGGUUCUCCAGGUCCAAUGCCAGGUCCAAUGCCCAAUGGGAACAUCUUUAAUUCACCCCAGCCUUCUUCACAAGGAGCUCAGUCUUCUCCUGGACCAGCUAAAACUCAAACUGCACCCAGGAGUGAUACAAAGCCCAAAAGGAAAAAGAAAUUGAAACGUCCUUUACAAAGAUGAACAAGGACUUGCCCAAAUGCUUAAAACUAAUCUAUGUGCAGGCCAGAGUGAGAGGGAUAUAACAUCUCUAAUUCAUAACCUGGAGACUGCUAGCUUGUCUCAUGUCCACUGCAGAAUGCAGGCUAGAACAAAGUUGCCAAGGGCUUUCAGAAACCGGUUUAAGUCUGUUGUUUUUAUGUUUUUGUUGUGUAUGACUAAUUUUAUCUCUAAAGUUUUAUCCUCAUUGUUAUAUAGGGCACUGCAUUGCAACCCCUAAAAUAAGAUUUCUUUUUUUUUCUGACAGUAAUUUUGUCUUUUCCAUUAUACCAAAGAUAUAUUCAGUAAUGGGUAUAUGGGAAUACCUCUGUGCAUGCUAGGUCACCAAGCUGGUGUGCCAGGGAAUUCUCGAAUGUAAGCAAACAGUACAAUUUAAGGUCUAAACUUGGUAUAAUUAUGUAAUAUUACUACUGUGCUACUGGAUGUGGUGUAAUGGAAGUGAAGGUUAUACCAUUAAUGUUUUUAUUAGAAUUUUUAAGUGUUGGACAAAGUAAAAAUAGCAAAAGGGCAAAA